UCCAAGUCCCUGGUGUCACUGGCUCAGAGCAGGCCUCCUCUUUCCUAGGACACACACAACUGGGCAGGGCCUGGGCAUCUCACUUAGAAAGGAUGUCAGAGCUGGAAAAGGCCUUCCGUAAAUUCGCCACAUAUGGAGACACGGCCGCCACUGGCAACGAUAUGACGGGCAAGAACUUCUCGAAGAUGUUGAAGGAGUGUGGCGUGAUGGAUGGGAAGUGCGUGACUAGCACCGACGUGGACAUCGUCUUCAACAAAGUCAAAACCAAGGGGGCUCGUAACAUCACAUUUGCCGAGUUCCAGGAAGCCAUAAAGGAGCUGAGCACCAAACGCUUCAAGGGAAAGUCUCCUGAUGAGGCUUUGCAGGCCACACACCAGCUGAUAGAGGGCAAGGAGCCAGGCAAUGUGGGAGCAACGAAAGCUGUUGCUGCCGGUGCUGUGGACAGACUGACAGACACCAGCAAGUACACGGGCUCACACAAGGAACGUUUUGAUGAAAGUGGAAAAGGCAAAGGGAUAGCCGGUCGUGCAGAUGUGGCUGAUAACAGCGGCUACGUUGGGAAUUAUAAGGGGUCUGGCACCUAUGACAAGACUCACUAGGUGGGGAGGUGGAGUCUUUCUGUGCCUUCUUGGAAG
This is a messenger RNA of Heteronotia binoei (common prickly gecko), 635 nucleotides long. Its product is annotated as tubulin polymerization-promoting protein family member 2-like. Gene Ontology annotation, cellular component: microtubule. The record is from RefSeq and is a predicted model, not a curated record. Bases 93 to 599 code for a protein of 168 amino acids. NCBI's taxonomy places the organism in Eukaryota, Metazoa, Chordata, Lepidosauria, Squamata, Gekkonidae. Gene Ontology annotation, molecular function: tubulin binding. Gene Ontology annotation, biological process: microtubule polymerization; positive regulation of protein polymerization; microtubule bundle formation. The transcript has 4 exons.